Messenger RNA from Suricata suricatta (meerkat), 933 nucleotides. Its product is annotated as olfactory receptor 2M3-like. NCBI's taxonomy places the organism in Eukaryota, Metazoa, Chordata, Mammalia, Carnivora, Herpestidae. The record is from RefSeq and is a predicted model, not a curated record. Gene Ontology annotation, cellular component: membrane. Gene Ontology annotation, biological process: G protein-coupled receptor signaling pathway. Gene Ontology annotation, molecular function: olfactory receptor activity; G protein-coupled receptor activity.
AUGGCAUGGGACAAUCAGACUUUUAACACCGAUUUCAUCCUUCUGGGAAUCUUCAAUCACAGCCCGACCCAUAUUUUCCUCUUCUCUUUGGUCUUAGGCAUCUUCACAGUGGCGUUCAUGGCAAACACUGCCAUGGUUCUCCUCAUCUACCUCGACACCCAGCUCCACACACCCAUGUACUUCCUCCUCAGCCAACUGUCCCUUAUGGACCUCAUGCUCAUCUGCACCACUGUCCCCAAGAUGGCUUUCAACUGCCUGUCUGGCAGCAAGUCCAUUACUGUGGCAGGGCGUGCCACACAAAUUUUCUUCUAUACAACACUACUUGGCUGUGAAUGUUUCCUGUUGGCACUCAUGGCUUAUGACCGUUAUAUUGCUAUUUGCCACCCUCUGAGAUAUCCUCACCUUAUGAGCGGGAAAAGUGGACUUAUGGCCGUGUCUUCCUGGGUACUGGGUUCUACGGAAAGCAUCAUUGAUGUUGUAGCUACAUUUUCUUUCUCCUAUUGUGGGUCUCAGGAAAUAGCCCACUUCUCUGAUUUUCCUACCCUGCUAAUGAUCUCACGCAAUGACACUUCAACAUUUGAAGAAGUUCUUUUCUACUGCUGCAUAAUAAUGAUUGUUUUCCCUGUAUCAUUCAUCAUUGCUUCCUAUGCUUGUGUUAUGCUGGCUGUCAUUCGCAUGGGUUCUGGAGAGGGUCGGCGAAAAGCUUUUGCCACCUGUUCCUCUCACCUCAUGGUGGUGGGAAUGUACUAUGGAGCAGCGUUGUUCAUAUACAUGUGGCCCACUUCAUGUCAUUCUCCCACCCAGGAUAAAAUGGUCUCUGUUUUCUACACCAUCCUUACACCCAUGCUAAAUCCCCUCAUCUACAGCCUCCGCAACAAGGAAGUGGCCAGAGCAUUCAUGAAGGUGUUGGGGAAGGGCAAGUCUGAAGAGUAA